This is a messenger RNA of Stylophora pistillata, 3558 nucleotides long. RefSeq names its product TNF receptor-associated factor 2. The record is from RefSeq and is a predicted model, not a curated record. Gene Ontology annotation, biological process: regulation of canonical NF-kappaB signal transduction; regulation of apoptotic process; signal transduction. Gene Ontology annotation, molecular function: zinc ion binding; tumor necrosis factor receptor binding. Lineage: Eukaryota; Metazoa; Cnidaria; Anthozoa; Scleractinia; Pocilloporidae. Gene Ontology annotation, cellular component: plasma membrane signaling receptor complex; cytoplasmic side of plasma membrane.
UUGAUGAAACGUACGUAAACUUGGCCAAGUUUUGGUUUCCUCACGAUAGACAUCUUGCCUCACGUCUACUUUGCUGCUGCGGUUAUCUUUAUCACAACUUUGAACUUAAUCGAAAGAAGGAAAUUUACCAUUUGAGAGGGAGUAUGGAGCUUCAGUGUUUUUGAGUUCGGCGAACCCAGACAAGGAAUAUUGAGAUAUGCGGCUUGAUUGAUGUGAAACUGACGAAGACUUCUUGUGAGAAAAUGUCGUGUUUCUUAAAGUUUAUUGCUUCGUGAACAAGUAAAAACGGAAAAGAUCUCAGAGUGAGCUAUGGUUCUCUGGCUUGUUCACUGCUCAAGAGAACAGACGCAAGCACGCUUCGAUCGGACGAUGGCUAAAUCUGAACACGUCGAACACGAAAAAUCAAGCCCUUGUUUGUUAGUACUUGUCUGGCACGAGCUCGAAAAAAAAAAUAGACAUGGGUACUUCUUCACUUCUCACGAGCAAUGAAUCGAAUGGUUCAGAAGUACCUCGAGAGUGCAGAAAAGCUUUGACGACUAUUAUUGCAACUCAAUCCGUGGAUGAUAAGCAAUUAUGCCCGGCUACGCAUUAUCAAGUUCAGACAAACAGAGCAUUGACCCAAAAUAUACUUGUAGCGCCUGUGGUUUACUGUUAAGAGAUGCCAUGCAAACUGCUUGUGGUCAUUUUUAUUGCAGUUCCUGCCUAGCAAGUCUAUUUCGAAAUGGAUCUACUACUAUGACAUGUCUACAAGACCACAAAGAGUUUCUUCCAAAUGAGGUUUUUCCUGAUAACUUUAUGAGGCGUGAAGUACAGGCCUUAGCUGUUCAUUGUACUUUUGAAGAGGAUGGAUGUAAAUGGAAAGGGGAAGUGAGACAUUUAGAGAGCCACCUGAGUAACUGUGAAUUCCUUAGAAUUCCCUGUGUACAUCCUGAGUGUGGCGCGCAAGUGAAGAAAUCAGAUCUUACUGAACACUUGGAAAAGUAUUGCAAGUGCAGGCUAGAAACUUGUGGAUUCUGCAAGAAACAAAUCAAACUUAACAAGUUGAAGCAUCACCAUGAGACAGAUUGUCCAGCAUAUCCAGUUGUAUGUCAAAAGUGUAGCAAGAAUGGAAUUCCUAGAGCAAAGCUUUUACAACAUCAUGAUCCAGUCAUGGGAGACUGUGAUAGUGUACAAGGACCGUGCCCAUUUUCACAAAUUGGCUGCUCUGCAACCGAGGCCCUUACCCAAAAACAGAGAAAAGAACACCUGGAGAAACAUAAUACCUUUCACACUACUCUGCUUUUGCAUUACGCCAUACGAAUGAGCAAAGAAAUGGAAGCACUUUUAGUGCGUGAUCCCAGAAUAAUGUCGAGGGAUCCACACAUCGUUUCAAAUUACGACAGCGUAAUUGCAGAUCUUCUCGCUCAAGUUCAGACGCAGGCAGGUGAAACGAGGAAUUUACGCGAAAAAUGCCAAGAACACAGCGAGAGAAUCACCGUCUUGGAGAGAAAAGUGGCCUCAGGAAAUCUGUUAGGUGCCGCCGUUACUACUGCCCAAAUGCCUGGCGAGUCCAAUGGUGGUACGCAAAACCCUGAAAUUACACGAAGGGUUACUAACAUUGAAAACCGAACCGCUGACCACGAAGUUCUUCUGGUAGAGAACAAUCGCACCAUGGAGGAAGUUAGACGUGACAUGGGUAAUAUGAAAAGGCAACUUGACACCACACAGGAAAGCUCCAGGAGGCAUGACAGAAGGAUUGAAUCUAUUGAGCACACACUGGCUCUUAGAAAUGUAACCCUGGCUGAUUUAGAGGAAUACGUAAGACAGCAAGAGUUCUCAAGCUACGAUGGCCAGCUGUUGUGGAAGAUUUCUGAUUAUGCUCGCAAACGAAAUGACGCAGUGACAGGUCAGCAGGUCUCUUUCUAUAGCCCUUGUUUCUACACCAGUCGCUAUGGCUACAAAAUGUGCGCCCGCAUUUAUCUGAACGGGGAUGGAAUGGGAAGAGGAACGCACAUCUCGAUCUUCUUUGUGGUCAUGCGUGGUCAGUAUGACGCGCUGCUCCGCUGGCCAUUCAGACAGAAGGUCACCUUCAUGUUGCUGGAUCAGGAUAACGUGGAACACGUGAUUGACGCCUUCAGACCUGAUCCCAACAGCUCAUCCUUCCAGAGGCCAAGAAGAGAAACAAACAUCGCCAGUGGGUGCCCGAUGUUCUGUUCGCUUUCUGAGCUGAAUAAUCAUGCUUAUGUCAGGGACGACGCCAUGUUCCUGAAAAUAAUCGUGGAUACGUCUGAUCUGUGAAGAGGAACUUUGAGUUAUGGUUUGUUACUUGUUUUAAAUUUAGUCUUUUUUUUUUUUUGAUUUAACAUUACCAUUGCUCUGACAUGAUGUGUAUAUGUUGCAUGUAGGUGAUACAUGGCAGGUGUUAUCGUUUGUUUCGUACCUGAAAUGAACGUCAUUUUUUUUGUUUGACAGGACAGUUUGUAUUUUGAUUUGAUUUUCGCAUCUCAAAGUGAUGCAAGAAAAAGUCAGAUUCCCUUUAUUUCUAUUAUGACAAUUGAAUCUGUCGGCUUGCUCUCCGUUAAAUCGUCAACAGAAUACACGACCGCGAUCGAUACAGUGUAAGUUCUAUGUUCGGCAUGUCAGAAUCAUUUAAGGAUUGAUAAUUUAUGUUAAUAUUGCUAUGCAAUUAAUGUAGGUGCAAUGUUUUUUCUAAAACGGUAGCCAUUUGCUUGAGCGAAUGACGUAUAAUGCCGGGAAGUAAACGUAAUGCAGGGUGUAUUAGGUGGAUUUGACGAUCCAACUCUUUUUCUUCUGUUUGGUUGAUUUAAGUGCAGUUUUUGGGUUGACUCAUUAAAACCGCAAUAACUUUUUGUUUAACUCGUAGUAAUCAGGCCCGAUGAGCUAAGAUAUACCCUCUAAUUAAUUAGUUGCCAAGUGUACGCGUGAAAUAAUUGAAUACACGAAAAUGAAACGAGUAAUUAGCUUUGAGAAACAUAAUCUUGAUUUCGAAGAAACGCAUGCUUACAGUGUAGGCGAGCUUCUCUCUUCUUUUUAUAUUGUGGAAUGCCUUUCCUCGGUGCGUGGAGAUUUUAGAUUUCAGCUGGACUCUGGCGCCAUCGAGAGAAUAUCGUCAACAUUUUUAUAAAGAAAGUUUAGGAAGGAAGUCGGUUUUGAAACAUCUAAGGAGUGAAAAGUCACGCCUUCUGCAGGCUUCUCCGUGAACGACUGAAGUGCAUUCGAAUCUACUUUGAGACUAAAACUUCAGCCUCGCUAUGAGAGCUGACUAAUAUGGGAUCUCAGUCACAAGGAGAAAUUUUGGGAAUUUUUCCAAAGUGGUUUCUAGAGAUGGUCAAUCAGAAAAUCUUGACUUUGCUUCAUCGUUUUUUUUUUUUGGUGUCUUUUGCGCUGACCUCCUCGCGGUAGACACUGGGAACGCUUUUUGUUUGUCAAGUGGGGGUUUCUUUGUGGGUUCUUUUUUCGCUCAAAGCAAAAGCAGUCAAUGAACUGGGAGCAAUUGGCAGUGAUAAAUCGUCCGCUGGAUCACUGACUUAAGGUGGUUAAACUAAGGGAUGAACUGUG